Molecule: messenger RNA, 2896 nt
Organism: Nymphalis io (European peacock)
Lineage: Eukaryota; Metazoa; Arthropoda; Insecta; Lepidoptera; Nymphalidae
Product: peroxidase
Exons: 14
Coding region: 145-2187 (680 amino acids)
Biological process (GO): response to oxidative stress
Molecular function (GO): peroxidase activity; heme binding
Source: RefSeq, a predicted model, not a curated record
GUUUGUACAAGGUGCGCGGGCGCAAGAAUCGGCGUGUCAGCCACCGUCACGCUAUUCGAAGUCAUAUUGGUUUUUACAAUUUAUUUUUUGUUUAGUGCUCAGUGUUUUUAAGUGUUUAUGAACAAUAAAUAGGCGAAGAUAACAAUGAUCAAAUUCACAGCUUGCCUUUUGGCAAUAUGCAAUUUGGUAUAUGGACAAUAUUCAAAUUUGCUUACGAAUCCUGGUCAAACUUUCUUACAAGGCAUUUCACCUUCAAAUUAUGGAUUGAACAAUCGAGGCGUAUUUCCAGCCCAAAGACUCCCUGUCAAUGGGCUUGGCUACCUACAAGCGCUGGAUGUCGAAGAGCUUGCGAGAAAAGUCAACAUAAGUUUCAGCAACCCACCUCCACCUCUGGGCUCAGCACAGGAUCCGGCCACACAAACUUGUGGUCUCAUUCCGCCGUAUUGCCUUCAAUCCCGUUAUCGGACUAUAGACGGAUCCUGCAAUAACUUGCUAAAACCAGCGCUGGGAACGCCUCAAACACCUUAUGGUCGAUUAGUCCCAUUUAAAUACGGUGAUGGUGUAAGUUCUUUCCCUAGGUCUGUUUCUGGCAGGGAUUUGCCCAACGCAAGAGUUAUAAGUAAUUUUCUUUUCCCUGAUAAAAACCUAGUCGACCCGAUCUGGAAUUUAAAUGCGCAACAGUGGGGCCAAAUCAUUACUCAUGACAUGUCACUGACCGCUGGUGUCGCUCAAAGUCACAAAGAUACGGUAACAUGCUGUGAUGAUAACGGUCAACUGUCACCAGACGCGGCUACAAAUCCUCUUUGCGCACCCAUCCUUUUCCCACUAAAUGAUCCGGUUCACCAGCAAGGCGACCAAUGUAUAAACUUCGUCAGAACCGGUACGACCAGGGACAGGGGAUGCACGCCACGUAAUGCUCCCGCUCAACCGCUCUCAACAGUAACUGCGUAUAUGGAUGCUUCUUUCUGUUAUGGAAGUAGUGAAGGUCAGGCUAGACCAAUACGAGCUUUCGUCGGAGGCCGCUUGAGGACAAUUCUGAGAGGAGGACGGGAAUGGCCGCCUCAAGAUCCUAAUGUUACCCUUACUUGUGAAUCCGCACAAUCACCUAAUGAACCCUGUUAUUUAGCUGGUGACAUUAGAGUGAAUCAAAAUCCUCAACUAACAAUUCUUCAAAUAAUCGUUCUCCGAGAACACAAUAGGAUAGCGGGUAUUCUAUCAGCCAUAAACCCUCACUGGGAUGACGAGACGUUGUAUCAAGAAGCACGUCGUAUUGUUAUAGCUGAACUACAAUAUAUCAAUUAUUAUGAGUAUUUGCCAAUUUUCCUUGGUUUCGAAAAUAUGGUAAAGAAUAAACUUAUUUACCCGGGCGCUCGCGGAUAUGUGAAUGAUUACAAUCCGAAAGUCGAUCCGUCUGUUUUGGACGAGCACGCUACAGCCGCCUUUAGACACUUCCACACAUUGAUCAGAGGUUAUUUAAAAUUAGUAACAGAGAACAGACACUUAUCAGGUAUCGUUCGUCUAAGUGAUUGGUUUAAUCGCCCGCUACUUAUUGAACUCGAAAAUGCUUUCGAUGACCUAACAAGAGGGCUCACCUAUCAAGCGCAAGGCUUUAGUGAUCAAUUUUGGGAUAGCGAGAUCACUCAGUAUUUGUUCAAACGUAAUAACACCUUAGGAGGAGACCUUCGAGCGAUUGAUAUCCAACGCGGUCGCGACCACGGUCUUGGAAGUUACGUAAGCACGCGAGCAGCCUGUGGCCUACCCGUACCUCAUACCUUCCAUGAGAUGUUAGACUUUAUUUCUGAAGAGAACGUCGAAAUACUUAGAGCUGUUUACGAAUAUCCUGAAGACGUGGACUUGGUUGUCGCUGGAUCACUGGAGAAAAACGUACCUGGCGCGCAAACUGGCCCGACGUUCCUUUGCAUCCUCACCGAGCAGUUCUAUCGUACGCGGGUCGGUGACCGAUACUUCUUUGAGAAUGGCGAUCCAAGUGUAGCAUUUACAAAAAGUCAGCUCAAAUCCAUUCGUAAGGGGUCGUCAAUGGCUCGUAUAUUAUGUGACAAUAGCGACAAUAUCAGACACAUGCAACCGAAAGCCUUCCAGCAAAUAUCGUCCGGAAACAUGCCAGUGCCUUGUGACAAAUUGCCCGCCAUCGAUCUCAGUCUGUGGCAAGAUUUUAAAUUUCAAUAAUCUGUUAUAACCUUAUUUUUAAAAAUUUACUAAUUUAAUUCAUAAAAAGUUACCACGUGUUGUAUAAAAUAAUAAUAUAUUAAUGUAUAAAAAUAUAAUAUAAUCGUAUAAAUGUUGUAAAAAUGAAAUUGAACGGGUGAGAAAGAGAAAUGUAUAUAUAAUUGUCUCGAAAAAGAAAUUAUUUAAUUUUUUAUUAUUGUAAAUAAUAAAAGUAGCCUCACAAUAAAAGAUUUAACCAAAUUAAUGCUUAAAAUCUAAAUUAUGAUAAAAUUUAAUUUUUUCCAACUAUUUGUAUAAUUUUAAAAAGAAACUAUAGAUUUCUUUUGUUAAUGAACUUGUAUUAAAAAAUGAUCUAUAGUCCCUAAACCACUUUUUCUGUAAAACUUAAAACCGUUUUAUUUUUUUUUUCAAAUUCAAUAUUAAAUUUAUUAUUUUAUGUUCAUAAUAUAAUUCUUAUUCGGGCAUAUGCUUUUAAGGAACCUAUAAAAUGUCAUAAAGGCUUUGAUGUCAUUAUUCAAUAUGAAAUAUUUUACAAGUACAAAAUCAUCAACUAGUUGAUAAACUAUAAAAAAACUAGUUUAAAAUCGUUAAUAGAUAUAUAAAUUUAACACAAAUAUUCGAUUUUCUAAUAGUUUUAUAUUCUCCUAUGUGCAAUAUGUAAUAACAUUAUUGUUAACCAACUUAACUUUUUAAAUUUAUCAUAUAAUCG